Mesocricetus auratus (golden hamster) is the source of this 2061-nucleotide messenger RNA. RefSeq names its product serine protease inhibitor A3N-like. Gene Ontology annotation, molecular function: serine-type endopeptidase inhibitor activity. NCBI's taxonomy places the organism in Eukaryota, Metazoa, Chordata, Mammalia, Rodentia, Cricetidae. Gene Ontology annotation, biological process: negative regulation of endopeptidase activity. The record is from RefSeq and is a predicted model, not a curated record. The transcript is spliced from 5 exons. The coding region runs from base 40 to 1347 and encodes 435 amino acids.
UCCAGGAGGGCAGCAACUGAGAACAUCAAGACUCACGUAAUGCAGACACUGGCAUCAGCAGCAGCUCUGCAGAGAGCAGAGAAGAUGGCCCUCCGGGUAGCUUUUAUUCUUUUGGUGGCUGCAUUCUGCCCUGCUGUCCUCUGCCAACAAGAUGGAACAUUGGGAAAGGAAACCACAGUCCAGGAAGAACAAAACAAUGAGACAAAAGUGGACAGUCUAACCCUGGCCUCCAUCAACACCGACUUUGCCUUCAGCCUCUACAAGCAGCUGGCUUUGAAGAAUCCAGAUAAAAACAUCGUCUUCUCCCCAUUCAGCAUCUCAUUUGCCUUGGCAGUCCUAUCCCUGGGAGCAAACAGCAACACCAUGGAAGAGAUUCUGGAAGGUCUCAAGUUCAAUCUCACAGAGACCCCUGAGGGAGACAUCCACAGGGGCUUUGGGCACCUCCUGCACAUGCUCAGCCAGCCAGGGGACCAGGUGCAGGUCAGCACAGGCAGCGCCAUGUUUGUGGAAAAACGCCUGCAGAUCCUGGCAGAGUUCAAGGAGAAGGCAAGGGCCCUGUACCAGGCUGAGGCCUCCUCCACUGACUUCCAGAAGCCUCAUGAGGCCAAGAAGCUCAUCAAUGACUAUGUGAGCAAAGAGACCCAUGGGAAGAUCAAGGAACUGAUCUCAGACCUGGAUGACAGUACGUUAAUGGUGCUGGUGAAUUACAUCUACUUUAAAGGAAAAUGGGAGGAACCUUUUUUCCCUGAUUUCACAUUUGAGUCUGACUUCCACUUGGACAACAAGAGGACUGUGAAGGUGCCCAUGAUGAAACAUAAGAUUCUGACCACACCCUACUUCCGGGAUGAGGAGCUGUCCUGCUCAGUGGUGGAGCUGAAGUACACAGGCAAUGCCAGCGCCCUGUUCAUCCUCCCUGACGAGGGCAAGAUGCAGCAGCUGGAAGACAGCUUACAGCCAGAGACCCUGAGUAGAUGGAAGGACUCUCUGAGACCCAGGAUCAUCGAUGAGCUCUUAUUGCCCAAGUUCUCGAUCUCCACGGACUACAGCAUGGAGGGCAUCCUUUCACAGCUGGGCAUCAGGGAAGUCUUCUCCAUGGAGGCUGACCUGUCUGGGAUCACAGGGGACAAGGACCUGAGAGUCUCUAAGGUGGUCCACAAGGCUGUGCUGGACGUGGGUGAGACGGGCACAGAGGCAGCGGCUGCCACAGGACUCAGGAUGGUGGGAUCAGCUCUAAUUAUGAACCCUCUGGAAGUAUGUUUCAACAGGCCAUUCCUGAUGAUUAUCUAUAACACAAAUACUCAUACUCCACUCUUUAUGGCCAAAGUCUCAAAUCCCAAUGAAAAGUAGAACAUCCCAAGUGUUGAGGCUUCUUCCCUGGAGCCAGGGAUUAAGACUGUAAGUGUGUCUAUGUGUAAUUUUGCUUCCAUGCUCUGAUUGGCUGAGGCACGCCUGUAUGGAACAAUGAGUGAAUACUUGUUUGAUGCUGAUGUGCAUAGGGGCCUGUGGACAGUCUGUAUUGGGCUCCCAUUCCUCUUGGCAUCACCAUCUCAUGUUCCUGUGCCUUGAAACUGUCUUUGUGGCCCUCCCUGAUGCCACUCCAGUAUCUGUCUCUACCCAAAAGGCCAGCCCCUGUCUAGGCUCUGGUUAUGUCUGCCUUCAGUGUCCAAGCCUCAUGGGAUUAUACAAGCAUAUAGGCCAAACAUGUGGCCCUCAGCCCCAGAACUGAGAAGGGAAACUGCUGCCCUGAGUCUGUUUCCAGCAUCCGGUACCACUCGGUGCCCAACACCUGCCUCACACUUUCUCUCUUGCACCCACUGGCCCUUCAGGGGCUCCUCAUACUUCCCGCUUCUGGCACAGUGUUGGGAGAGCUCAUUCCUGCAGCUUCGUGGAGCCUGCUGGUCUGAUCGGCUCCUUUCCCCCUUCAACACCUACUUAGGUCAGAGGAGCCUUUUUCUAGGUUCCCAAUGACCCCCUCACAUCACAAAAGGACGUCUCCACCAUCCCUACUCAGAAUGCAGGGAUUGAAGCAAAUGAUCAAUAAACACAUUACUGCAUGGAAAA